This is a messenger RNA of Abrus precatorius (Indian licorice), 519 nucleotides long. RefSeq lists its product as uncharacterized. Lineage: Eukaryota; Viridiplantae; Streptophyta; Magnoliopsida; Fabales; Fabaceae. The coding region runs from base 4 to 519 and encodes 171 amino acids. Gene Ontology annotation, molecular function: acyltransferase activity, transferring groups other than amino-acyl groups. The transcript has a single exon. The record is from RefSeq and is a predicted model, not a curated record.
GCUAUGGAUCGCUCAAUAAUUUGUCUACGACCUUUCAAGCCAUCUGAUGCGGAUGACAUGCUGAAAUGGGCUAGUGACGAUAGAGUGACACGCUACCUGAGAUGGAACUCCAUCACAUCCAAAGAAGAAGCUUUGGUGUAUAUAGAGAAGGUUGCUAUGCCCCACCCAUGGCGUCAAUCUAUAUGCCUUCAUGACCGUUCCAUAGGAUAUGUUUCCGUCAAGCCGGAAACCGGUGAUUACCGGUGCAAGGCACACGUUAGCUACGCUGUGGCUGCCGAAUAUUGGGGACAAGGAAUAGUUACGGAGGCUUUGAAGAUGGCAAUACCCACUGUCUUCAAGCAAUUUCCUCAGCUGCUGAGACUUGAGGCUUUGGUGGAGGUCGAGAAUAAGGGGUCUCAAAGGGUGCUUCUUAAACUUGGUUUCGUCAUGGAAGGGUUGCUUAGGAAGUAUGCAUUUUGUAAAGGGGAGAUCAAGGAUUUCCUUAUCUUUAGCUUCUUGGCCACAGAUAAACUCAACUGA